ACCAGAAAGUUUCCCCAAGACGUAAAGGUUAUGUCAAAUUCGCGUGCACGAUGUGAAGUGAUGUAAAUUACGCAGAAAACUCAUGAUAAUUGCAGUUAUUGCAGUUAAACGUGCUUCGUUCUGAGAGAAAAAAAGGCAGCACAAUGUCUUUACGUUCAUAUUUACUUUUGAGGGGAAUUUGCAAAACACAUGGCAGAAAAUUUGGCACAGCUGUCAAGGUGAAAGAUGAACAAGCUGCUCAAGUGUGUUCAUUUCGUACAACAGAAAGCAAUCCAGUUAAUCACAAUGCAGAUCACAUUGCUAGAUUCUAUUCAAUGCCAACGGACAUUCAGCAGCAACUUUUUUUGCACAGUGGUUUCCCUCGUUUAUUUGCAAAGCAAGUCACCACUUUCCAAGAAUGUGCAAUAUUAAUCAGACAACCUGCUAUUGAAAUUAUAUCUUACCUUGGUCAAGCAGAUUAUACAAGACCAGUCAAUAAAUAUGUGUUAUAUGGGAAAAAUGGAACAGGAAAAAGUAUUAUAUUGAGUCACAUAUUACAUUAUGCCCUCGUACAGAAAUAUGUACUUGUUCACGUACAUUGGGCUGCACAUUGGUUCAAAGACAUGAAGGAAGUAGCGAAUUCUGUAUUAUCCCCAGGCUGUAUGGAUCUGCCAAUUGACGCUGGAAUGUGGUUGAAACAUUUCAAGACUCAAAACUCAAAUUUACUUUCACAAUUAGAUCUCAAAACAACUAAGGAUUAUACAUGGAAUCAACGCGAAAUGACCUCUCAAGGUACUCCUAUCUUAGAAUUCAUCGAUUUUGGCAUAAACCGCAUGAAGUAUGCUUGUGGCGUGGUGGACGCAUUGAUACGGGAACUGAAACUCGCCAGUACAGCAGGAAAGUGCAAGACAAUGGUCGUAAUUGAUGGAUUUAACGCGUUUACUUCGAAUCAUACGCGCAUAUAUGAUGACAACAAGGUGAUGGUUUUGCCUAAGCAAGUCACGCUGGCGAGACCGUUCCUUGAUUUAACGAAAGACGAUUGGUGUAAUGGUGCAGUUGUAUUAACAGUAGACGCAAGGGCGAAUAAGGAACGACGAGAAUCCCAUCUUCCCAGAUAUUUGCUUGGCAAAGAGGGUUUUGAGCAUUUGGAUCCCUUCAUACCUGUUUUAGUUGAAAAUUACAACAUCGCGGAAUUCGACAGUAUGAUAGAAUACUAUAAGGAUCGCAAAUGGAUUAGAAAUAUCACACCCAGUGGUCAAAAAGAAUUAGAAUUAAUAUCAAAUAAAAAUCCAUUGGCCUUGUUGGAGCAAUGUAAAUUCAUGUAAAAUUGAACAUUGAAAUAUUUAUAAUAAAAUUUUGAAGCUCUUAGCA
This is a messenger RNA of Solenopsis invicta (red fire ant), 1350 nucleotides long. RefSeq names its product 28S ribosomal protein S29, mitochondrial (gene mRpS29). Gene Ontology annotation, cellular component: mitochondrial small ribosomal subunit; mitochondrial ribosome. The coding region runs from base 144 to 1304 and encodes 386 amino acids. Lineage: Eukaryota; Metazoa; Arthropoda; Insecta; Hymenoptera; Formicidae. Gene Ontology annotation, biological process: apoptotic process. Gene Ontology annotation, molecular function: structural constituent of ribosome. The transcript is spliced from 6 exons. The record is from RefSeq and is a predicted model, not a curated record.